This is a messenger RNA of Suncus etruscus (white-toothed pygmy shrew), 2320 nucleotides long. RefSeq names its product far upstream element binding protein 1 (gene FUBP1). Bases 145 to 2190 code for a protein of 681 amino acids. The transcript has 21 exons. Gene Ontology annotation, cellular component: cytoplasm; nucleus. Gene Ontology annotation, biological process: regulation of DNA-templated transcription. NCBI's taxonomy places the organism in Eukaryota, Metazoa, Chordata, Mammalia, Eulipotyphla, Soricidae. The record is from RefSeq and is a predicted model, not a curated record. Gene Ontology annotation, molecular function: mRNA binding.
UACGGCACGAUGGUCGCGCAAGAAUGUGAGCCCGGAGUCGGCGGCCGCCAUUUUCUUUCUUUCUUAGCAGUUGCCUGAGAGGAGCUCCAUCCGCCGAGCGGGUCCGGCCGGGGCGACGAUCCAAUUCCUGUGUUUUUUGUAGGCAUGGCAGACUACUCCACGGUGCCGCCACCUUCCUCGGGUUCCGCCGGUGGCGGAGGCGGCGGCGGUGGCGGCGGCGGCGGAGGCGGAGGCGGCGUGAACGAUGCUUUCAAAGAUGCGCUGCAGAGAGCCCGGCAGAUUGCAGCAAAGAUUGGAGGUGAUGCUGGUACAUCGCUGAAUUCAAAUGACUAUGGUUAUGGGGGACAAAAAAGACCUUUGGAAGAUGGAGAUGGCUCUUGGACAAGUCCGAGCAGUACAACACACUGGGAGGGAAUGCCCUCUCCUUUUAAAGAUCAGCCAGAUGCUAAGAAAGUUGCUCCUCAAAAUGAUUCUUUUGGAACACAGUUACCACCGAUGCAUCAGCAACAAAGCAGGUCUGUAAUGACAGAAGAAUACAAAGUCCCAGAUGGAAUGGUUGGAUUUAUAAUUGGUAGAGGGGGUGAACAGAUCUCACGUAUACAGCAGGAAUCUGGAUGCAAAAUUCAGAUAGCUCCAGACAGUGGCGGCCUUCCAGAAAGGUCUUGUAUGUUAACUGGCACUCCAGAAUCUGUUCAAUCAGCAAAACGAUUAUUAGACCAGAUUGUUGAAAAAGGAAGACCAGCCCCUGGCUUCCAUCAUGGUGAUGGACCUGGAAAUGCAGUUCAAGAAAUCAUGAUUCCAGCUAGCAAAGCAGGAUUAGUUAUUGGAAAGGGAGGAGAGACUAUUAAACAACUUCAGGAAAGGGCUGGUGUUAAAAUGGUUAUGAUUCAAGAUGGACCGCAGAACACUGGUGCUGACAAACCUCUUAGGAUUACAGGAGAUCCAUACAAAGUUCAACAAGCCAAGGAAAUGGUGUUAGAGUUAAUUCGUGAUCAAGGUGGUUUCAGGGAAGUUCGAAAUGAGUAUGGAUCAAGAAUAGGAGGAAAUGAAGGGAUAGAUGUCCCCAUUCCAAGAUUUGCUGUUGGCAUUGUCAUAGGAAGAAAUGGAGAGAUGAUUAAAAAAAUACAAAAUGAUGCUGGUGUUCGAAUUCAGUUUAAGCCAGAUGAUGGAACAACACCUGAUAGAAUAGCACAAAUAACGGGACCUCCAGAUAGAUGUCAGCACGCUGCAGAAAUUAUUACAGAUCUUCUUCGAAGUGUUCAGGCUGGUAAUCCUGGUGGACCUGGACCUGGUGGCCGAGGAAGAGGUAGAGGUCAAGGCAAUUGGAACAUGGGACCACCUGGUGGACUACAGGAGUUUAAUUUCAUUGUACCAACUGGGAAAACUGGCUUAAUAAUAGGAAAAGGAGGUGAAACCAUAAAAAGUAUAAGUCAACAGUCUGGUGCAAGAAUAGAACUUCAGAGAAAUCCUCCACCUAAUGCAGAUCCUAAUAUGAAGUUAUUCACAAUUCGUGGGACUCCACAGCAAAUAGAUUAUGCUCGGCAACUCAUAGAAGAAAAGAUUGGUGGCCCAGUAAAUCCUUUAGGGCCACCUGUACCCCAUGGGCCCCACGGUGUCCCAGGCCCACAUGGGCCUCCUGGGCCACCAGGCCCUGGAACUCCAAUGGGACCAUACAACCCUGCACCUUAUAAUCCAGGACCACCGGGUCCUGCUCCACAUGGUCCUCCAGCCCCAUAUGCCCCCCAAGGGUGGGGAAAUGCAUAUCCACAUUGGCAGCAACAAGCUCCUCCUGAUCCAGCUAAGGCAGGAACAGAUCCAAAUUCAGCAGCAUGGGCUGCAUAUUAUGCUCACUAUUAUCAGCAGCAAGCACAGCCACCACCCGCAGCUCCUGCUGGUGCACCAGCUGCAGCCCAAACUAAUGGACAAGGUGAUCAGCAGAAUCCAGCUCCAGCUGGACAGGUUGAUUAUACCAAGGCUUGGGAAGAGUACUAUAAGAAAAUGGGUCAAGCAGUUCCUGCUCCUGCCGGGGCUCCUCCAGGUGGGCAACCAGAUUAUAGUGCAGCCUGGGCUGAGUACUAUAGACAACAAGCUGCUUACUAUGCCCAGACGAGUCCCCAGGGAAUGCCACAACAUCCUCCAGCACCUCAGGGAUUUGCAAAUCAUGCAAGAAGCCACCACCAUUUAUAUUAACCAGUUUUUCUUUCUUAAAGGAUUCACUCCUGAGUUAGCUCCAUUUAAAGGAUUUUCUUUAACUUUUUGUGUAUUUCUUAUGUAUCUCUUCUGCACAGGGCCAAUAAUAAGAAGUGGACAAUACAGUAUU